AUGUACCACCCACCCACCCGCCUAUGUGACUCGGCAUGCAUUGACAUACUCGAUUUUCAGCCCCAGCCCUUCAACAUUCAGCCCGGCUGGUCUGCGUCCUCCCCGUCGUUCGGACCCAACUUCGAGGUCUCGGGCACGCUCCCCGACAUCACCAUCGUCUCCGGCGACCGCAUCUGCUAUUACGCACACUCCCGCUUCCUCCUCCACUCCUCCACGAACGCCUUCGGCGGCCUCCUCCGCGGCACCCCGCCCCCGAGCUCGCUCGAGGUGGCCGAGCCAGGCGCGGCGCUCCAGAUCGCGCUGCACGCCAUCUACCGCAUGCCCUGCGCGCACCUCGCGCCCUCGCUCGAGAGCACCGAGGGCGCGAUCGACGCGCUGCUCGCCUGGGGCGUCGACGCGCGCGCGCUCGCGACCCCACACUCGCCCCUCUUCUCGCUCGUGCUCGCCGCCGCGCCGCGCGCGCCGAUCGAGGCCUACGCGCUCGCCGCGCACUUCCGCAUGGACGCGCUCGCCGUCGCCGUCUCCGCGCACCUGCUCGGGUUCGACACCACCGCGCUCUCGGACGCGCUCGCGCUCCAGAUGGGCCCCGGGUACCUGCGGCGGCUCGUCGAGUGGCACCAGAUGCGGCUCGCGCGGCUCAAGGAGAUCUGUUUGAAGCCCCCGGCGGCGCACGCGCCGACGCCGGGCUGUGGGCGGGACGACAAGGGGGCGUUGAUGAAGGCCUGGGCCUAUGCGUCGGCCGGGAUAGUUUGGGAGGCGAGGCCAGGGACGUCGGCGUACCAGCUGAGGACGUCGUUUGAGAAGGCGGCCGCGGGAGUCGUGUGCAGCGAGUGCUUGACGAUGUUGCAUGCGAGAAUCGAAGAAGUGGUGCAGGAGUGGUCGUUGGUUCCGGCACCACCAGAUGAAGACAUUCCGUUCGGCUUUGGUUCAUUGUCGCAAGUGUUCGGGCCCACUUUCGAGUUCGCCGGGCUGUUGCCCGAUGCUGUGCUCGUCGUCGAGGAUCAGGCCAGUUUCUACGUUCACAGCGACCGACUCUCCCAAGUCUCUCUCAACGCCUUCGGAGGCCUUUUAGACGGCACUACCGGCAUCGCCGGUCCUACUUUCGUCGUUCCCGAGUCGCCCGACACACUCAACAUCACGCUCCGGGUCGUUUACGAACUAUCCUGCGCCCACCUGUCCCCCUCGCUAGACGACAUCGAAUCCGUCGUGAACGCCCUCAUCAAGUACGGAAUCCCUCUCGACUCGGUCACCGGAUCCCCCGACCUGCCCCUCCACGCCCUCAUCCUUCGCCACGCCCCAGAACGCCCGAUCGAAGCGUAUGCCUUGGCCGGGCAUCACGGCCUCGAGAGCGUCGCGGUCGCGGUCUCCGCGCACCUGCUCGCGUACGACACCGCGGCGCUCACGAACGAGCUCGCGCUCAAGAUGGGCGCGGUCUACUGCCGCCGCCUGUUCAUGCUGCACCAAGACCGGCUGCUCGCGCUCCGCCGGAUUGUGCUGCGUCCGCCGGGCACGCACCGCCCGACGCUCGUGUGCGGCACGGGCGCGGACGGGAUGGGGCGGCUGAUGCGCGCGUGGGCGCUCGUCGCCGCCGAGGUCGUGUGGGUCGCGUCCCCAGGCAUGUCCGCGCAGUCGCUGCAGACGGCGUUUGCGCGCCCCGGGCGGGACAUCGAGUGCAUCGAGUGCCUCGCGAUGCUGCGCGCGCAUGUGCAGGAGGUCGCGCGGGAGUGGUCCGCGGUCAAGGUGAGCAUUCCCGCGGUGUUUGACGUCCGAAGGCCUCUGUCCUAA
This is a messenger RNA of Epithele typhae, 1785 nucleotides long. RefSeq lists its product as uncharacterized. Bases 1 to 1785 code for a protein of 594 amino acids. The transcript has 4 exons. Lineage: Eukaryota; Fungi; Basidiomycota; Agaricomycetes; Polyporales; Epitheliaceae. The record is from RefSeq and is a predicted model, not a curated record.